AAGUGCCUGUAUGUGAAGAUGAAAUGAACAGAACACAAGGAGAGAUUUUACUUUGCAUGGCAGUAUAACAGUUAAACCCCUACAGGGACCGUAGUCCUGCCUCCCCUUGGCUAAGGACACCAAACUGACUGGAGCCAAAAAAUAAAAAGUUUUUCUCCUUUAUAUCGGACUGGUAGUCCUAAUAACACCCGAGAGAGGCUUGACCUUGAGAGGAAGAGUAUUGCUUGCUAAGGCUGAGGGAAUCUCCAGGUUUACAUACGCUGCACGCUCUCUGUAUCUGGACAACAAAAUAUGUAGGGAUAACUGUUUUAAUAUCUGAUGGCAACAAUGUUGAACACCAGCACAGGUCUUUGGGAGAUCACAACACCCAGUAACUCUCUCCUUAGUGUUUUCAGCACAACACCAUAUGAUUAUUAUGAUUUUGAGACUUUUCAACCGUGUGAUUAUGGAACCCAUGCAAGCCGUAUUCUCCCUGUGCUCUACUCCCUGUUCUUCGUGGUGGGCUUCCUGGGAAACAUGCUGGUGCUGUGGGUGAUCCUGAGGGGCCCUCAGAUAAAAAGCAUGACUGAUGUGUCUCUCCUGAACCUGGCCAUCGCUGACCUUCUACUAAUCUUCUCUCUGCCCUUCCAGGCUCACUACGCCAGGGAUACCUGGGUUUUUGGUAGAGCCAUGUGCACUCUGGUCCUCAGCGUGUACUACAUUGGAUUUUACUCCGGCAUUUUCUUUAUUGUGCUGAUGAGCAUCGACAGAUACUUGGCUAUUGUCCAUGCUGUGUUUGCCUUGAGAAUCCGAACCAAGACUUGUGGGAUUUUAGCCAGCCUGGUAGUCUGGAUUAUAGCUAUUGCAGCAUCAUUUCCUGAGCUGCUGUAUCUUGGAGUUGAAGAGACUGGGACUGAAGUAGUUUGCAGUGCUUAUCCAAAAAAUCAAGAAAGUCACAACGAUGUGAGAAGUGCAGCUUUCUUUAAAAUGAAUAUUUUGGGAAUGCUGAUUCCACUGAGUAUUGUGGGAUUUUGCUACUCGAUGAUUCUACAGAAGCUUCGGACUGUUCGUAAAUCAGGGAAAUUGGCCAUUCGUCUUGUUGCUGCGGUCAUGGUGGUGUUCUUCUGCUGUUGGAUACCGUACAACAUUGCAGCAUUCCUCAAAGCACUGGAAAUGAAGCAUAUCCUGCCUCCAGAGUGUGAGCUCAGCAAAACAAUUCAGCUCAUGCUGCAAGUCACUGAAGCUAUAGCGUACUCACAUAGCUGCCUCAAUCCAUUCCUCUAUGUGUUUGUGGGUCAAAAGUUCAGGAGGAACCUCGCAAAGCUCUUCCUCGAGACCCCAUGCAUCCAAGUGACACCAUGCAACACCCGGUCCACAGGCUCGGUGUGUUCCCAGACCACACAUGUGGACGAACACGCAGUUGGAAUCUGAAUGGAGGAACGUGAAGUCUUUUUUUAUAUGUAUAAAUUACUUCCAUUUUAUACUGUAUGUACUAUUGGAAAUACUGUUGAGAUAACUUGUAUUUGCAUGUGUUAUAUAUCCCUGUUAUUAGGUAAAGUUUACCAUAAUGUGCUCUUUUUUAAAGUUUUGUAAACUCUCAGGGUGAUAUCAUUACCUUUUGUACCUUUAAUGUAUAUCCUGUAAAUGCAUACAUAGUGUACCUUUUAAAAAAGAUUUAUAGUUCAUAAUUGUACUGUAAUUAUGUAAUUGGAUUAUACUUGCUUUUAACUAUGCAUACUCAUAUGCAAGAUAGCUGCCACAUGGUUGUUUGGAGCCUUGGUUGUGCAGGUCCUUAGAAUUCUGCUACUGUAGGUGACAGUGUGGCGCGAAACCAGAUAAAUAGUGGGGGUAGUGUAUCUUGUGACCGACUAGACAAAUGAUAACUGUGUCUGAAAUUAUUCUAGAAAGUGAUUGAGUACGAUUAUUAACCAUUUUGCACUUGACAUUCCAGCAUACCCACUUUGAAUAGCAAUGAUGAUAACAUGUAUGAGCCAUUCCACCAUAUGGGUGCCGUUUCUGUCCCCAGGACAAUAUAUAUAUAUAUAUAUAUAUAUAUAUAUAUAUAUAUAUAUAUA
This is a messenger RNA of Ictalurus furcatus (blue catfish), 2054 nucleotides long. Its product is annotated as C-C chemokine receptor type 5-like. The record is from RefSeq and is a predicted model, not a curated record. The transcript has 4 exons. Gene Ontology annotation, cellular component: membrane. Gene Ontology annotation, biological process: G protein-coupled receptor signaling pathway; immune response; chemotaxis. Gene Ontology annotation, molecular function: chemokine receptor activity. NCBI's taxonomy places the organism in Eukaryota, Metazoa, Chordata, Actinopteri, Siluriformes, Ictaluridae. The coding region runs from base 319 to 1410 and encodes 363 amino acids.